Messenger RNA from Trichoderma harzianum CBS 226.95, 1095 nucleotides. RefSeq lists its product as hypothetical. Gene Ontology annotation, molecular function: methyltransferase activity. The record is from RefSeq and is a predicted model, not a curated record. Lineage: Eukaryota; Fungi; Ascomycota; Sordariomycetes; Hypocreales; Hypocreaceae. Bases 1 to 1095 code for a protein of 364 amino acids. The transcript has 5 exons.
AUGUAUGACGACGAUGACACCACGUUUUCGCUGGUGUCGACGGCGUCGGUGACGGAUGCCACGAGCAUCACCACGCGGACCGAACUCGAGCUCGACCACGGAGAUGAGGACGCCGGAUUUGCGGGCGUUAGCGACGUUACCAGCGACUUCGAGAGCGGCUGGGAGGUUUCAUCGGGACCGUCCACCUCGGUCCCCCCAAGCGUCUACGAGGAUGAGAUUGCCUACGGUCGACGAUAUCACGGCUUCCGCCGAGGCAUCUAUCCUAUGCCCAACGAUGAGGUCGAGCGUCACAGAGAGGAAACGGUCCAUGCCCUGUUUCUUCAGCUAAUGGGCGGACAUUUAUUCUAUGCCAACAUUGGCGACUAUCCCCAGAAGAUCAUUGACAUCGGAACCGGCAUUGGAAUCUGGCCUAUAGAUGUCGCUGAUCAGCAUCCGAGCGCGAGCGUUAUUGGCACCGAUCUCUCACCGAUUCAACCGUCAUGGGUACCUAUCAACGUCCGCAUGUUUAUCGAGGAUAGCGAAGAGCCCGAAUGGCUCCAUGGCUCUGAGUUCGACCUAGUUCACUUCCGCCAAAUGACGGACGUUCUGCGAGACCUGAAGGGCCUCCUGACCAAGAUUUACCCACAUGUCAAGAACGGCGGUUGGGUAGAGUUUCACGAACUCAGGACGGAGAUCAGAUGCGACGAUGGAACUAUGAAGGAUGACGACCCCCUCCGGGUGUUUCUUGAUACGGUGAAAAACGGCCUGCGAGUUUACGGCAUCAACAUCCUUGCCAUUACUGAGCUUGAGCAGAUCCUUCGAGAAACCGGCUUUUCAAAUGUCCACUGCAUCACGAAAAAGGUCCCGAUAUCGACUUGGCCGCGCGACAAAACCCUGCGAGCCCUCGGUGUGUUUAUGAAGACGACUAUCAACGACUCUCUCGGAGCCAUGGCGGCGAAGCCUCUGGCUGCUCUAAAUCUAUCUCCAGAACAACGAGUGGCCAUGCUCGAAGCAGCACGAGACAGCCUCCAGGACGACACCAUCCACCGCUAUGUCAACUGUUGCGUCUGUUAUGCCCAGAAGAGAGAAGGUCACUUUGCCGAGUCUCUGUAUUGA